UCCUCUUUCUUUCGACUGAUCCGAGUCACGGCAGACGUCAGCCGGCGUUUGGUAAGAGGCGAGAUUAUUAUUAGGUGGAGAUGAAGGGCAAGAAACACAACAAAAAUUUGCAACAAGCGGAAGAUAAAAAGCGUCCAGAUUCGCUGUAUCCAAUCAACCACGAAAGAACCCAGGCAAGUAGAGAUCCCCAGCCACUCUCGAACUCCCAUAAUCCUUGCGUGCGUAGAGGAAAAGAUAUGGGUUCUCUAGUGGAUGCAGCCUUCGUCCAAGCUCCCGAGCACCGACCCAAACCCACCGCCACAGAGGCGGUCGUUGGCAUCCCACGGAUCGACCUCUCCCCCGUCCUCCACUCCCCCAUCCCCACCGCCGGCGGCGCCGCCCCGCCGGCCGUCUCCAGUCUGCUAGCGGAGGUGGAGGCGGCGUGCCGGGAUUGGGGGUUCUUCCAGGUGAUCAACCACGGGGUUCCUUCAGAGCUGCAGGACAACAUCAUGGCAGCGUCCAAGGGAUUCUUCGCGCUGCCGGCGGAGGAGAAGUGGAAGAUGAAGAGGGAUGAAGUGAAUCCGCUCGGGUACUACGACACGGAGCAUACAAAGAAUGUGAGGGACUGGAAGGAGGUGUUCGACUUCAUCGUUGACGAGGUGCCCGUGCCCGGAACUGAUGAGUUCCUCUCGCUUAGGAACCGGUGGCCAGAAUAUCCUCCAGGAUUUAGGGAGGCAUGUGAGAAAUAUGCCAAAGCUGUGAAUGAAUUAGCUUUCAGGUUGCUGGAGCUGAUUGCACUGACUUUGGGCUUGCCAGCCAAGCGAUUGAAUGGAUUCUUUAAAGAUCAAUCUAGCUUCAUCCGCCUCAAUCACUACCCUCCAUGCCCCUCCCCUCAUCUCGCCCUAGGUGUCGGCCGGCAUAAGGAUCCUGGAGCUCUCACCAUCCUGGCUCAAGAUGAUGUUAGUGGGCUUGAUGUCAAGAGGCGAUCUGACGGCGAGUGGAUCCGUGUCAAGCCAAUUCCCAACUCUUAUAUUAUCAAUGUUGGCGACAUUGUUCAGGUCUGGAGCAAUGAUAAAUAUGAGAGCGCAGAGCAUAGGGUGUCAGUGAACUCAGAGAGGGAGAGAUUCUCCAUUCCUUUCUUCUUCAAUCCGGCACAUUAUGUGGAAGUGCAGCCAUUAGAGGAGCUUAUAGAUGAAAAGAAGAGCCCGGCUAAGUACAAUGCCUACAAUUGGGGAGAGUUCUUUAAGUCAAGGAAAAAUAGCAAUUUUAAAAAGCUGGAGGUAGAAAACACCCAAAUUUAUCAUUUCAAGAAGGUGGUAUGAUUGCUCAAUAGUCUUGCUAUGGAGAGGAUUGUUAAGUAAGUCGUACAAAGGAGUGUUAUGUUGACAUAAAACCUACUGUAUCUUCCAUACUAUGUAAUGGAAUGUUAUGUUGCAAUAAAACCUACUAUGUGUUCCAUACUAUGUAUUGUUCAGUGUGUUAACCAGAAAGUAUGUAAAAUAUUAUGAUGCUUUAUGAUAUGGAUGAAUUUUCCUUCCCAGCAUUUGCUUAA
Elaeis guineensis (African oil palm) is the source of this 1531-nucleotide messenger RNA. RefSeq names its product protein LATERAL BRANCHING OXIDOREDUCTASE 1. The record is from RefSeq and is a predicted model, not a curated record. NCBI's taxonomy places the organism in Eukaryota, Viridiplantae, Streptophyta, Magnoliopsida, Arecales, Arecaceae.